AUGAACAGCUCAACCAACGUUGUCAACCAGGAGCACAACAGUUACUCGUCUGAGAACAACAACUGGCAGUACGACAACUAUGAGCAAGACAACCAUUACGUCAAUAACAGUAACUACUAUGACCGCCAUUUAUCUGAUGGCGAUGGCAACUAUGAUGACAACUAUGAUGACAACUAUGAUAACAACUAUGAUAACAACUACGACCCGAAUGCUAGGUAUGAGAGUGAGGGAAAUGACUAUCAAUACGAUGACCAGCCCGGUGACUAUACUCAAACACCAGCUCAAGACGCUUCGAUGGGCAACAACGGAGGCGAAGAAGAGGACUGCUGCGGUGACUGCGGGUGCAAUGACUGUUGCGAGUGUGGCAAUUGUUGCGAGUGCGAAAACUGCUGUGAGUGUGAGAACUGCUGUAGCUGCUGCGGAAGCGAUGAGAAUGGAAAUGGUGGCUAUCAAUUCUUCUGA
Molecule: messenger RNA, 462 nt
Organism: Fusarium graminearum PH-1
Lineage: Eukaryota; Fungi; Ascomycota; Sordariomycetes; Hypocreales; Nectriaceae
Exons: 2
Coding region: 1-462 (153 amino acids)
Source: RefSeq, a predicted model, not a curated record